GAAUUCCUUUCGCCUUACGCAGAGAGAAAUUGAGAUUUGAGAUAAGUAUUUUUCUCUUCGAUUCAUUGCAUGGCGACAGCGAGAACCGUCAAGGAUGUUUCGCCUCACGAUUUCGUGAAGGCUUACGCUUCUCACCUUAAGCGUUCUGGCAAGAUGGAGCUUCCUGAGUGGACAGAUAUUGUAAAAACUGCAAAAUUUAAGGAACUGGCUCCUUAUGAUCCUGACUGGUAUUAUGUUAGAGCGGCCUCCAUGGCAAGAAAGAUCUAUUUGAGAGGUGGUCUCGGUGUUGGUGCUUUUAGAAGGAUCUAUGGUGGAAGCAAGAGAAAUGGAAGCCGCCCCCCGCACUUCUGCAAGAGCAGCGGAGCUGUUGCCAGACACAUUCUGCAACAGUUACAAAACAUGAAUAUUGUUGAGCUUGAUACAAAAGGAGGUAGGAGAAUCACAUCUAGUGGUCGAAGGGAUCUUGACCAAGUUGCUGGGCGAAUUGUGGUUGCUACUUGAUCGAACAUGAUACUGAGAAUUGAUGAUGCAUAUCCUAGGAUUUGUCUUUUCUGAUUAGUAGAUGGCAUCAAGGGAAAAUUAAGUAUUGUUUGUCAAACAUUUUGCAAUAUGUUUUUCUUAUAAACGUUUGACCUUUAUUCUAGUUUGGAGUUUUGGUCUUUAAGGUUUUGAUUUAAGAUUAUCAAUGCAUUAUCUUCUCUACAUUGUAUUGAACGAUAUAGACUUAAGUGAUGCUUGCCCUUCCCAUCAA
Messenger RNA from Abrus precatorius (Indian licorice), 751 nucleotides. RefSeq names its product 40S ribosomal protein S19-1. The transcript has 4 exons. Gene Ontology annotation, biological process: ribosomal small subunit assembly; translation. The coding region runs from base 70 to 501 and encodes 143 amino acids. Gene Ontology annotation, cellular component: ribosome; cytosolic small ribosomal subunit. NCBI's taxonomy places the organism in Eukaryota, Viridiplantae, Streptophyta, Magnoliopsida, Fabales, Fabaceae. The record is from RefSeq and is a predicted model, not a curated record. Gene Ontology annotation, molecular function: RNA binding; structural constituent of ribosome.